UAAUAGUACUUUCAAGGACUAUAGUCUUUGUUCUAUCUAUUUUAAAUUUAAAGUUGGCGCGUUAAUGCUAGUGCUUUUUACGUCCCAGUGGCACCACUAUUAUUAAAUUAAAGUAACUAGAGAGAUAGGUUAUAAAAUUAUAAACAGUCUGCUUAAAAUAUUAAGUAAAAUAUCAAGUCUAAGAGGAUCUAAAGUGAAUUAAAAAUGAGCGAAAACGGUUCCCAACAACCUAGAGAUAACAAACGGAAGCAUAAAUAUUAUGGUGUCCCUGCGAAACGGAAUAAAGGCGUAGAAGUUGGUCUGAAGGGGUUCCUUUGCAGCUGCAACUUUAAGGAAAACGAAUGCGUUAAAGAAUCCUACAAUAUUUUGAACCACUACGUUGAUACAUUUUUUGUUGAUAAAAAUGAAUCUCAAGAAAGUGAGAAUACAGCAGAAACUGAGGACGUUCUGGCAGCUGAAUUGGCUUAUCUGAGAGAACGACAUAAACGUUUUCAAGUACUUGAUUCUGGUGCCAAGAAUUUUUUGUUUAUAAAAACAACAUUGGAAAAUCCCGUUGAGAUUGUUCAAAAAAUUGUGGAAGAUAUUAUUUCCACAAAACAGCAAAUAUCUCGUUACCUUUUAAGGCUGAUUCCUGUUGAAGCUGUCUCUAAAGCAUAUGUGGAGGACAUUGUAAAAAGUCUCACCCCUCUUCUUCAAAAUCAUUUUAAAGAUUCUGAUAAAUCCUUUUCAGUUAUUUAUAAUCACAGAAAUAAUGAUGGUUUGUCUAGGGAUGCUUUAAUAAAAGAAAUUGCAAGUUCAAUUAAUUUAUUAAAUCCAAAUUGUAAAGUUGAUCUAAAUAAUCCUGAACUUUCUGUUCUUGUUGAAGUAAUAAGAGGCUAUGCUUUUUUGGCUAUAAUACCAAAUUUUAUAAAGUACAAGAAAUUUAAUUUAAUUUCUUUAUCUCAAGAAGAGUGUGAAAACAAGAAAUGCAGUUCUAAACCAGAAAGGAAUGAUCCAAAAGUAACAAAAGAUGAUUUUAAUAUAAAAGGAGUAAACAAAGAAGAAAUUGAAGUGACAAAAGAAGAUAAAUAAAACAUUUCAAUGAGUACUAGUUUCCUAUGUACAGUAUCUUGUUUUAUACUUGCUACAUAAAAAGAAUAUUAUUUUUAGUGAUUACGUUGUUAUAAGUUGAUUAUGUUUGUU
Agrilus planipennis (emerald ash borer) is the source of this 1182-nucleotide messenger RNA. RefSeq names its product THUMP domain-containing protein 1 homolog. Bases 205 to 1071 code for a protein of 288 amino acids. NCBI's taxonomy places the organism in Eukaryota, Metazoa, Arthropoda, Insecta, Coleoptera, Buprestidae. Gene Ontology annotation, molecular function: RNA binding. The transcript has a single exon. The record is from RefSeq and is a predicted model, not a curated record. Gene Ontology annotation, biological process: tRNA modification.